Ambispora leptoticha is the source of this 891-nucleotide messenger RNA. NCBI's taxonomy places the organism in Eukaryota, Fungi, Glomeromycota, Glomeromycetes, Archaeosporales, Ambisporaceae. The record is from the annotation of a GenBank genome assembly.
AUGGAAAUUGAAACUUGUGAUCCAAAAAUACUCGACAUUGAACUUCCCUACCCGCCAACCAUAACUCCCAGGGACUGUCUCACUCAAAAGAAAAAUGGUGAGAUCCCCACAAAGGCGCCUAACAGUUUUCUCAUAUAUCGUCGAUUAUUUCACGAAGAGAUUCGGGGUCGAGGUUUUUGCCUUCAACAACGAGCGCUCUCUUCGAUUAUAUCUCGGUCAUGGGAAAAACAGCCACCACAAGUGAAGAAUGCCUAUAAAGAAUUGGCGAGACAAGCAAAUCUUGAGCUCAUCGAAAUUCGUAGAUUAUGUCUGGCUGAUACCUCUUUAUUGACGAGAUCAUAUCCACAGAAACCAUAUCGAAAAGGGGUGUCAUUCGUUUCGCCGAUAGUUGGAAAAUAUCAUAACUCGAGUAAUCAUAUCAGUAAUAAGCAUUCAAAUCAGACGAACUUUCGAAUUCAAAAAUUUGGCCAAUCAUCAACAGCCGCCGACCUAAACAAUCAAAAAUUCUCUUCAACAUCGUAUCAUAAUCAGUUAAUAUUGCCACACCCGGAUUCCAAGUACCAUAAUCAACAUCUAUUUCAUCAUUCAAAUAAUUCCUCGACCACCGAUUCAAUGGAUUCUGACAAUGAUAGUAAUCACAGUGAUGAAUAUCAAAAACCUUCGAGGUCAAGUUUCCUGGAUAUUGUCUUGAAUGACACUUCAGAAGAACCAAGAAUAAAAAAAUCUUCAACAAAAAUGCGAAAUGAAGUGUCUUCAUCUACUGCCACCACCACACCUUCUCUUCCCAACCCACCUUCAUCAGUACAUAAAGAACACUUAAAAUCCGAAGAUAUUUGUUCGGAAUGUUUCUUGCCAAAAAGUCCGAGAAAUGAUUUCACUAAAAAUGAAUAA